Cornus florida is the source of this 774-nucleotide messenger RNA. Its product is annotated as nudix hydrolase 25. NCBI's taxonomy places the organism in Eukaryota, Viridiplantae, Streptophyta, Magnoliopsida, Cornales, Cornaceae. Gene Ontology annotation, biological process: ribose phosphate metabolic process; nucleoside phosphate metabolic process. The record is from RefSeq and is a predicted model, not a curated record. Gene Ontology annotation, molecular function: bis(5'-adenosyl)-pentaphosphatase activity; guanosine-3',5'-bis(diphosphate) 3'-diphosphatase activity. Gene Ontology annotation, cellular component: chloroplast. The transcript is spliced from 6 exons. The coding region runs from base 73 to 594 and encodes 173 amino acids.
AUAUUGACCAUCUAUACAUUCUGAUUGAAAUCCCAUCACAAACGCUCUGACUUUUUUCCGAGCCAAAAAGAAAUGGAGGGUCUGCCCUCUGGGUAUCGUCCCAAUGUUGGAGUCUGUCUCAUAAACUCCGAUGAUCAGGUUUUUGUGGCGUCAAGAUUGAAUGUCCCAGGAGCAUGGCAAAUGCCUCAGGGUGGUAUUGAAGAUGCUGAAGAGCCAAGGUCUGCAGCAGUUAGGGAAUUACGAGAGGAGACUGGAAUAGUUUCUGCUGAAAUAAUUGCUGAGGUUCCAAAGUGGUUGACUUAUGACUUCCCACCUGCUGUGAAGGCCAAAGUGAAUCGUCUGUGGGGAGGUGAAUGGCAUGGGCAGGCACAGAAGUGGUUUCUUAUGAGAUUAACAAAAGAUGAUAGUGAGGUCAACUUAGCAAGUGGAGAAGUAGAUCCAGAAUUCUCCGAAUGGAAAUGGGCAAGUCCUGAUGAAGUCGUUGAGCAGGCAGUGGACUACAAACGGCCGACGUAUGAAGAAGUUAUUAGAACCUUCAGACCUUACCUCAAUGAAAGUGGACAAUCUGCUAAGUGUCAGUCAACAAAAUGGUGAAUGUAGUAGUGCAUGUGUUUUACAGCUCCUUCAAUGUUUCUAACACACUUCAAUCAUAAAAUUUGAAGUGUAGGAUUUUACUUUGUUCUUUGUAAAUGGUUGUGGCCGUUAAACCUUCAAAUUAGGUGGUGGUUUAAUUGUAAUAAAGAUGUUUCUGCAAUAUUUCACCAUUUUCCAUGA